Messenger RNA from Tarenaya hassleriana, 1124 nucleotides. Its product is annotated as protein LIGHT-DEPENDENT SHORT HYPOCOTYLS 10-like. NCBI's taxonomy places the organism in Eukaryota, Viridiplantae, Streptophyta, Magnoliopsida, Brassicales, Cleomaceae. The coding region runs from base 224 to 736 and encodes 170 amino acids. The transcript has 2 exons. Gene Ontology annotation, biological process: mRNA transcription; response to light stimulus. The record is from RefSeq and is a predicted model, not a curated record. Gene Ontology annotation, cellular component: nucleus.
GAAAGCAAGUUUGCAUAGGCCCCAUGACAGUCCGCUCUCUGGCAUGAAUUCCAUCCUCUCCUUUUCUCUGUAUAUCUCUCCAAAAUUGUACUAUUUCGUUCACCUCUCAUAAAAAAUCACUCAACCUCCAUUCCUUUCUUGAUUAAGCAAAACCCUCCACCAGCAAAAAUUAAAGCCCUUUUCUUGAUCCAAGAAAGAACGACCCGAUCAUCAGCAUCAUUGGAUGUCAUCAUCGGGAGAGAGAGGAAAGAGCUUGAUGGAACCAUCAGGGUCAGGAGAGCAGCAGCAGCCAGCGACUCCGAGCCGGUACGAGUCGCAGAAGAGGCGUGACUGGAACACUUUCGGACAGUAUCUCAAGAACCAGAGGCCGCCGAUGCCAUUGUCUCAAUGCAGCUGCAGCCACGUGCUUGAUUUCCUCAGGUACUUGGACCAGUUCGGGAAGACAAAGGUCCACGUCCCCGGCUGCAUGUUCUACGGCCAGCCCGAGCCGCCGGCUCCAUGCAUCUGCCCUCUCAGGCAGGCCUGGGGGAGCCUCGACGCUCUCAUCGGACGGCUCAGAGCCGCCUACGAGGAGAACGGUGGGCCCCCCGAGACGAACCCUUUCGCCAGCGGAGCCAUCAGGGCUUACCUCAAGGAGGUCAGGGACUGUCAGGCCAAGGCGAGAGGCAUUCCGUACAAGAAGAAGAAGAAGAAGAAGAAGCCGACGCACGACUCGUCUUCCUCCUCCUUCUCCUAGAUUUGACGUCUCGUCGGAUCUUGAAUCUUUGCCGAGUUCUCUCCCCAUGGGUUCUUUCCCAUCUCCUUGUAAAAGCAUUCUCAUUCAAAGCGCUUUACGACGACGAUGUUAGCCAAGAUGGCGCAUGCCUGCGUAUAUAUAGUGAGAGUUAUGGUAGCGGUGUAAGUUUUCGUGCUCGUUAUUUUCUCGAAAAGCUGGCCUUUCGAUCUGUUUGGGGCGUUUAAAUCCCAUCUAUAUAUCGGUAUCUGUAAGUUUGAUUAAUUUUUACAGUAUGAUCGACUUCACGGAUAUGACCUAACCGGGAUGACGAUUUAGACCCUUACAAUAACCAUGUGAUUCACAUAACCGAUGUUCGUACGGAUUCCUUCUUGAUGGUUUGUAGGAUGAA